CUCAUGAACAAAGUGUGUGAUGCAGCCUCAGAGUCCAUUGGGAAGAAGGAACUGCUGCAAUAUUUUAAACAGAAAGCGGAAGCUUUAGAGAGUGAAACUUGCAAGACAUGUCCGACACGGAAGGAAACUACGACCCUUCAGUGUGGGCACACUAUCUGCGAAGCCUGUCUUUUCGUCAAAGAACAACGGAUGUGUCCCGUGUGCAAAACCGGAAACAUGCCGCCUGGAGAAAUGAUUACAACAGUCAUCCCUGACGAGCUGCCAGGCAACAGGUUACAUGACACCAUUGAGAUAAAAUACGUAUUUCAGGACGGAAUUCAAACUGAGGGACACCCAAAACCUGGAACCGAGUAUCAUGGUGAAACAUUCACUGCCUACCUGCCCAACACUUCCGAGGGGCAGAAGGUGCUGGCUUUGCUGAAGGUCGCCUGGAAGAGGAAACUGACCUUCCAGAUUUACCACGACCCUCUUGGACUCUAUUUGCUGAAAUACUGCAUCCAUCACAAGAAGAUGAAAGUCGUAAAUACUAAUACUGAUGACAGUUAUCCUGAUCGCAACUACCUUGGAGGAGUCCAAAUGAAACUGGCUGAACUGGGGGUUACAGAAGAUAGUCUCAAGUAGUUACAGAGUAUUCCCUCAAGUACUUACAGAAGCAGAUUGGUUCGCGGACCGAAGGUAAGGUGUAUAUUAAGCUGUCUCGAAGGAGAGUUCACCAGAACUUUGUACUGAUGGAUAAGGUCGAGCCUGCAAUUGGGCAACAUCAUGCCAGAGCCACCAUCAUGGGAAGUAUGUUUCACCGGACUGACUUGAUAUGUUUGACUGUACCCAGAUGGUCUAAUCAUGUUUGUCGAAAUAAUGUGUUUUAUUUUCCAAUUAUCAACAUAUGACCUUCUUUGUGCACGAGACGACAUCAUACACAGGAAGACAUGUGUUGUUAACAGAACUGUCACGAAGUGAGUGCUGGGUGCUGUUCAGCUGGAGCAGAAGAAGCAGGAACAAUAUGAACAGGAUGUGCACACAGAUCCAGCAACAGCCCAACAUGGUACAAUAUGUUUGGUGUAUCAUAAUAUGUCUUGCAGACUGGGCGAGGUCGAAAUGACAUAUAUCUGUCAUUGUAUUGUGAAUGAAUGAAUGAAUGAAUGAAUGAAUGAAUGAAUGAAUAUCCUCCAGAAAUUACAUCAUUCUCUAUUAUUUCUAAGAGCAAAUGCAUAGUUCUAGUAUUUACAUAAAUAUGUGCAUAAUAACAUAAAUAAUUCCACCAUAUCCUCAUUUGUAGUUCAUAUUAACUUCACAUUUACUAUCAACUAGCUUCAAGGGUGAUACUACAUGAUCCUUAUUAGUUUUGUAAAGCCAAUGACAUUUUCAGAUGAUUUCUUGUCGGAAACCGGUACCAUAAUGUUUCAUAUGUUCAUAUUGUCAACUACUGCGUAAAUAUGUGCUUGAUGAGACAUGUUGCAAUGCAUUUAAUCAUUUUCAUGCAUGUUAUUAAUAAAUCCUGUUCCCUGUUUUUCAUGAUGAU
Messenger RNA from Haliotis rufescens (red abalone), 1519 nucleotides. Its product is annotated as E3 ubiquitin-protein ligase DTX3L-like. Lineage: Eukaryota; Metazoa; Mollusca; Gastropoda; Lepetellida; Haliotidae. The transcript is spliced from 3 exons. The record is from RefSeq and is a predicted model, not a curated record. Bases 4 to 621 code for a protein of 205 amino acids. Gene Ontology annotation, biological process: Notch signaling pathway; protein ubiquitination.